AAACAAAAGAAAGCAAAGUCGAGUGGAUGGCGUCGGAGAGGUAGAAAUUUUGCAUUAAUCGAUCAUGAAACCAGACAUCUUCUACACAAUCUCUGGAGAUUGGACAACUAGAAUAAAAUUGUUCUUCCUUGACGGGGCUGAACACCUGCUUGUGUUCAGCCCGUGAGAAGCCGACUUUUCCAGCAUCGAUUGCCUCAUCAAACACAAGAACAGGUACAGUGAUGAGCUUAACUGCUGAUUCCCCCGUGCACUCUUCGAGCAGCGAUGAUUUUGCAGCACUUCUUGAUGCAGAACUGGAAACGACUUCUACACAUAGUUCGCCUGAUCUUGAAGACAACGAGAACGAGAGUGAUUUAGAAACAGAGAGGAUUAAAAAGCGUAAGAUGGAUGAGUUCGAAAUUUUAGAGAAGUCUCGAGGGACAACUUCACAUGGAGACAGAGAACAGGGACUAGAUGCCUCCAUAAACGAGGAAAUAUGUCCUCCACAUCCUGGUUUUAUUAGAGGGAUGUGCAUAAGAUGUGGACAGCUAGAGGAAGAUGAAUCAGCCGUUGCAUUUGGCUAUGUACACAAGGAUUUAAGGCUUGGCACAGAAGAGAUUGCUCGACUACGUGGGGUGGACCUGAAGAAAUUGCUACGUGAUAAAAAACUUUACUUGGUACUGGAUUUGGACCACACCUUGCUUAAUUCAACUCGACUUGUUGAUCUAAAUUCAAAAGAGGAGUACCUGAAGGACCAUACUGAUUCCUUGCAAGAUGUCUCAAAUGGCAGCGUAUUCAGAUUGGACUCUAUACACAUGUUAACAAAGUUAAGACCCUUUGUUCAUACCUUCCUAAAAGAAGCAAGUAGCAUGUUUGAGAUGUAUGUAUACACAAUGGGAGAACGUUCCUAUGCAUUGGAAAUGGCAAAGCUCCUUGACCCUGGGAGGGUCUAUUUUAGUUCCAGAGUAAUCUCGCAAGCUGAUUGCACCCAAAGACACCAAAAGGGCCUUGAUGUGGUGCUGGGAGCUGAAAGUGCCGUUGUGAUCCUUGAUGAUACAGAGCAAGUAUGGCAGAAACACAAAGAGAACCUCAUUCUGAUGGAAAGAUACCAUUUCUUUUCUUCAAGUAACCGUCAAUUCGGCAUUAAUACAGAAUCGCUUUCUGAGUUGAAGAGAGAUGAAUGCGAGUCCGAGGGUGCACUUGCAACUGUUCUUAAAGUUCUUAAGCGCAUACAUGAAAUGUUCUUUGACCCGGAGCUUGAUGCCAAUCUUGCAGGCAGAGAUGUAAGACAGGUUCUGAAGAUGACAAGGCAAGAAGUAUUGAUGGGUUGUAAAAUAGUUUUUAGCCGUGUAUUUCCAAAAUUUGAGGCUGAGAAUAACCACUUUUGGAAGAUGGCGGAACGUUUAGGGGCUAUAUGCUGUACAGAAAUUGAUCCAUCUGUAACACAUGUGGUCUCUGCAGACACUGAAACAGAGAAGGCUCGUUGGGCUGUGGAACAUAAGAAGUUUCUGGUUAACCCACAGUGGCUGGAAGCAACCAACUACCUAUGGAAACGGCAGCCUGAAGAAAAUUUUACCAUUAAACACAUCAAGAACCAAUGGCAUAGAAGACCUCAAGCAGUUUCUCACUGAAAAUAGAAUAUCUUCACUGCAAUUAUCUUUCCUUUGUUGAUUAACCAAUUUCUCAUGUACUUUGCUGUUUCCUCGAAAGUGUACAGCAUAUUUGGUUGGACUGAAUUCCAUCUCUC
Messenger RNA from Telopea speciosissima, 1726 nucleotides. Its product is annotated as RNA polymerase II C-terminal domain phosphatase-like 4. Lineage: Eukaryota; Viridiplantae; Streptophyta; Magnoliopsida; Proteales; Proteaceae. Bases 222 to 1610 code for a protein of 462 amino acids. The record is from RefSeq and is a predicted model, not a curated record. Gene Ontology annotation, molecular function: RNA polymerase II CTD heptapeptide repeat phosphatase activity. Gene Ontology annotation, cellular component: nucleus. The transcript has 9 exons.